AUGGUCCACCCCUACCAGAACGAAAUGAACAAUGGCAGGAGGCCUGUGAGGAUGAACAAGGAGCUUCUGACUAAACACAGACAGAAGAAGGAAGUGUACAAGAGGUGGAAGCAGGGGCAGGUGACCCAGGAGGAAUAUAGAGAUGCUGGCUGUCUGUGCAGGGAUAGGGUUAGGAAAGCCAAAGCUGAUCUGGAGUUGAAUCUGCUGAGGGAUGUGAAGGGCAACAAGAAAGGAUUCUACAAGUACAUCAACAGCAACAGGAGUCUAGGGAAAACGGGGCAAAACUAUACUUCUCUGCCUCCAGGAAGAACACAGUUUAAAGUGGUAAUUAAAGCACUUUCUCCCAAAGAAGUCGCCAGAAUUUACACCCCUCGCCCUUUGGAUAGAAAUGAUGGCACAUUUCUUAUCCGGUAUCGAAUGUAUGGGAGUGUCAGAAAAGGGUUAAAGAUUGAGAUACUUUACGGUGAUCAGCAUGUAGCUCAGUCUCCUUAUAUUUUGAAAGGACCAGUUUAUCAUGAAUAUUGUGACUGUCCUGAAGAAGAUCCUGAGAUCUGGCAGAACGUUAUGUCUUGUCCCUCCCAAGAACCUCAGAUUACAAAGGACUUCAUUUCUUUUCCCACCAUUGACCUGCAGCAAAUGCUUAAGGAAAUCCCAACAAAGUUCAGUGGAACAAGAGGUGCUAUUGUUCAUUAUACUAUUCUCAAUAAUCACAUCUACCGGCGCUCCUUAGGGAAGUAUACAGACUUCAAAAUGUUCUCUGAUGAAAUAUUCCUGUCACUGGCAAGAAAGGUUCAUCUUCCUGAUGUGGAAUUUUAUCUUAAUGUUGGAGAUUGGCCAGUUGAAUAUCGGAAAGCUAAUGAUACACCUGGUCCUAUACCUGUCAUUUCAUGGUGUGGCUCUGUGGAUUCAAGAGAUAUAGUCCUUCCAACGUAUGAUGUAACCCACUCGACUCUUGAAACCCUACGUGGAGUCACAAAUGAUCUCCUUUCUAUUCAAGGAAAUACAGGCCCCUCCUGGGAAAACAAAACUGAGCGAGCUUUAUUUAGAGGUCGAGACAGCCGAGAAGAACGUCUCCAUCUUGUCAAGUUAUCCAAGGAAAAUCCAGAACUACUAGAUGCUGGAAUAACAGGAUAUUUCUUCUUCAGAGAAAAAGAAAAAGAGCUGGGAAAGGUUCAGCUGAUGGGCUUCUUUGACUUCUUUAAGUACAAAUACCAAGUGAAUGUAGAUGGGACCGUAGCAGCUUACAGGUUUCCAUACCUCUUGCUGGGUGACAGCCUAGUAUUGAAGCAAGAUUCCCAGUACUAUGAACACUUUUAUAUUGGAUUAAAACCUUGGAAACAUUAUGUUCCAGUUAAGAGAAACUUAGAAGACUUGCUGGAGAAAAUAAAAUGGGCUAAGCAAAAUGAUGAAGAAGCAAGAAAAAUUGCUAAAGAAGGACAGUUAAUGGCAAGAGAAUUACUUCAGCCUCACAGGCUUUACUGCUACUAUUAUAAAGUGCUCCAGAAAUACGCCAAACGCCAAGCCAGCAAACCUGAAAUACGGGAUGGAAUGGAACUUGUACCUCAGCCUGAUGACAGAGACUCAGUGUGCAGUUGCCACAGGAAAAAGCCUUUAAGGGAGGAUCUAUAACUGUACCAGAUAGAGAAAAUCACCCACUUACAAUGCAAGAAUUUAAACAGGAAUUAAGCUGUGAAAUCUAAGACACUUAUGCACUAGCAAACAUUCUUAGUUAUGUAUUCUUUUUGUAUUUGCAUAUCCUUUUUCACACUGACUCUGAUCUACAAUGUUGGUUCCCACAACUUUGUCUCCAUGACCACCAGCAGACAGGUACUGAGCCUGUAAUUGGAGCGUCUAGGGGAUUGAUUUGAUGUACUGCAUCACCAGGAAGAAGAGUGCAGUGCUGCUUGUGUUCCAGCUGGGACCUAGUUACCAAAGUUUUAUGAGGAACCAGUCAUCCACAAAAGAUCUUCCAUGAGUCAGUGCAAGUUAUUCUAAAGGAGCAUUUGCAACAUACUAGUGUUAUGAUUUCUUCAUAAAGUUUACCUCAGUGUUAGAUUGUUUCCUGUAUACAAAACAAUUUUCUAACUAGACAAAGAAAAUGAAUAUUUGAGAUUUACAGAUACCA
This is a messenger RNA of Cariama cristata (Red-legged seriema), 2125 nucleotides long. Its product is annotated as KDEL motif-containing protein 2-like. The record is from RefSeq and is a predicted model, not a curated record. The transcript is spliced from 9 exons. Gene Ontology annotation, cellular component: endomembrane system. NCBI's taxonomy places the organism in Eukaryota, Metazoa, Chordata, Aves, Cariamiformes, Cariamidae. The coding region runs from base 1 to 1629 and encodes 542 amino acids. Gene Ontology annotation, molecular function: glucosyltransferase activity.